CAGGAAGUAAGGGAGCUAGAAUAAAAAGAGUGUUUCACUUUUGAUUAAAAACGCCAUGGAAGCAGCACAUUCAGAUCAUCAAGCCCCGUUGUUGGCCAAUACGAAUCAGCCACGACCUCGUAAGCCUCCACGUAGAACGGGGAACGUAUGGACGGCGGUGUCGCAUAUAAUAACUGGCGUCAUAGGCGCCGGUGUGCUAUCGCUGGCGUGGAGCAUGGCUCAACUGGGAUGGAUCGCCGGACCUUUGGCUAUGCUGCUCUUCGCAUCGGUCACUUUGAUUUCUACUUACCUUCUCUGCAACUGUUAUAAAACUCCCGAUCCUGAAGUUGGACCCGUCAGAAAUCAGUCAUAUAUAGACGCCGUUAAUAUCAAUUUAGGGCAAACGAAUGCAAGGAUUUGCGGCCUUUUUGUUCAAAUUGGCUUGUAUGGUAUGGGAAUAGCAUAUACGAUUACAUCUGCUAUUAGCCUGAGAGCAAUUCAAAAAUCGAACUGUUACCACAAAGAAGGGCAUGAUGCUGAUUGCUAUUUCGGAGAUACUCAAUACAUGCUAGCUUUCGGGGCUAUUCAGUUGAUACUGUCUCAGAUAAAUAAUUUCCACAACAUACAAUGGCUAUCAGUGGUUGCUGCAAUCAUGUCCUUUGCUUAUUCUGUCAUUGGUCUUGCACUUGGCAUCGCCAAAGUCAUAGCAAAUGGUUUUCCUAUGGGUUCCAUCCGAGGAAUCUCAACAUCUACUACUGGUGAAAAAGUCUGGCUGGUUUCUCAAGCACUUGGAGAUAUAGCAUUCGCCUAUCCAUACUCCCUAAUUCUUAUUGAGAUACAGGAUACUUUGUCGCCUCCCUCGGAGAUGGACACCAUGAAGGCAGCCUCAAUCAUAUCAAUUUCAGCAACAACCUUCUUCUAUAUCUGUUGUGGAGCGUUUGGAUAUGCAGCCUUCGGCGAUAAUACACCAGGGAACCUCUUGACUGGUUUCGGAUUUUAUGAACCGUACUGGCUCAUCGACUUUGCCAAUGCUUGCAUUGUUAUCCACCUAGUUGGAGGAUAUCAGGUUUACAGUCAACCACUAUUUGCAAACGUUGAAAAAUGGGUGUCUCAGAAAUUCCCCGACAAUGGAUACAUACACAAGGAUUUCAAAAUUAAACUCCCACUUGUGAAAGCUUUUCGAUUAAGCAUUCUCCGGGAUGUGUUUCCGCACCAUGUUCGUAGCUUCGACAACGAUAAUCGCCAUGUUGUUCCCGUAUUUCAACCAAGUUUUGGGAGUGCUGGGAGGCAUUUACUUUUGGCCUCUGUCAAUAUACUUUCCAGUGCAGAUGUACUUCAAGCAGAGGAACGUGGAAGCCUGGUCGACUAAGUGGGUGAUGCUUCAGACUUUCAGCAUCGUGUGCCUUCCCGUAACGUUGUUUGCACUGGUGGGAUCCAUUGAAGGGAUCAUAACUGCA
This is a messenger RNA of Hibiscus syriacus, 1436 nucleotides long. RefSeq names its product probable amino acid permease 7. The transcript is spliced from 7 exons. Bases 56 to 1348 code for a protein of 430 amino acids. Gene Ontology annotation, cellular component: plasma membrane. The record is from RefSeq and is a predicted model, not a curated record. Lineage: Eukaryota; Viridiplantae; Streptophyta; Magnoliopsida; Malvales; Malvaceae.